Messenger RNA from Entamoeba invadens IP1, 528 nucleotides. RefSeq lists its product as hypothetical. Gene Ontology annotation, molecular function: DNA-directed DNA polymerase activity; DNA binding; nucleotide binding. The coding region runs from base 1 to 528 and encodes 175 amino acids. Lineage: Eukaryota; Evosea; Mastigamoebida; Endamoebidae. The record is from RefSeq and is a predicted model, not a curated record. Gene Ontology annotation, biological process: DNA replication. The transcript is spliced from 4 exons.
AUGCUAUUAAGAGAUUUUCCUAAAACAUUUAAUCUAGAUGUUGGAAUUAAAAAAGCAUUUCCUUAUAAUUUCUAUUAUAAAAUUUAUAUUAAACUUAGUUAUAAAAAGAAUAUGCAGAAUUUUAUUGUAAACAAGAUCUCCAUCUUUAGUAAAUAUGUAUUUUACAAGAAUAUUUAUUCUAAAGUUGUUAAUUUAUAUUAUUAUUCAUCCAACGUUGGAGAUUUCUUAAGAGGUGCUAUAUAUGGUGGUAGAUGUAUGUGUAAAGAUAAUAAAAUGCAACAAGUAAAAGAUAAAAUAUAUGAUCUAGAUUUUUGUUCUCUAUAUCCAUCAGCUAUGAAAAGAUUGUAUUUAGUAGAAGGUUUACCAAUGGUUAUGACUGAUAAUCAACUUAAUUUAAAGUAUUUAUUAGAACAUUCAAUAGGAUAUGUUUGGACUGGUAAAAGGAAUCCAAUUAUUAGAGAUGUUAUUGAAAAUUUAUAUCAAUUAAGGUGUGAAUAUAAAGGAUCACCAAUAGAGUAUGUUAUUUAA